UCCCUGACGUUGACCACAACACCUCUGCCUCGGCUCCUCCUUUGCGUGAACACCUCUUGUCUGCCUCUACCCCCCAACGGUGUCUCAUACAGCACCGCUCAGCUGACCCUUGUUGCCAUGGUUACCACCUCCCUCAGCACGCUCACAAUCCUCGGCAACACGCUGGUGAUCCUGUCCAUCAUAGUGAACCGUCACCUGCGGACGGUCAACAACUACUUUCUGCUGAGCCUGGCGGUAGCCGACCUGAUCAUUGGCCUGUUCUCCAUGAACCUGUACACAUUGUACAAGCUGCAGGGGCGCUGGCUGCUGGGCCCAGUGCUCUGCGACGUGUGGCUCAUCCUGGACUACGUGGUGAGCGGCGCCUCGGUCAUGAACCUGCUGGCCAUCAGCUUGGAUCGGUACUUCUGUGUGACGCGGCCGCUCAGCUACCCUCUGUGGCGAACUGGCAGGAUGGCGUGCCUGAUGAUCGCUGCCGCCUGGCUGCUUUCUUUCAUCAUCUGGACCCCUGCCAUCCUGUGCUGGCAGACAGUUGAGGGCAGACGUGUUGUCCCUGAUGAUCACUGUUACAUCCAUCUGCUCGCCAGCCCUGCUGUCACCAUGGGGACGACACUUCCCUCGUUUUACCUGCCGGUAAUUGCCAUGAUAGGCCUGUACAGCCGCCUCUCGGCUGCCAGCUUCGGCCGUCUGAACAUUCUUAUGUCAGACCAGGGCUCUCCGAGGGCAUCCAGUCCCUCAAUAAAAGACUUUCUGCUGAGGCGGCGAAGCCGGGUGACCAGUGACCUCUGCUCAGACCUGUGCCUGAACCAGGUCGAGUCCUGCACGCCAAAGACCAGAAGAAAAAAGAAAACAUGCAGAUGUCCAGCUGAUACCAGGGAGGCAGAAAGUUGCUGGUCUCCUCAGAAGCAUCCCUCUCAGGCCACUGCGCAAACUGCUGAAGACAACAAAACCAACCUUCAUAGGGCGGCCUCAGCAGCGUUCUCUUCCCGCCCCACCUUUGAGUCACAUGAGAGGAGGCGGCAGCGAGUGAUGGCGAGGGAGAAGAGGGUCACCAAGACCAUCCUAGCCAUCUUGCUGGCCUUCAUCCUUACCUGGACACCGUACAACGUCAUGGCAGUCGUUGCUGCUUUCUGCCACAGCUGUAUCCCUGACUUCCUGUGGACCACAGGAUAUUGGCUGUGCUACAUAAACAGCGCGGUCAACCCCGGCUGCUACGCUCUGUGUAACGUUACCUUCAGAAAAACUUUCUGCAGCCUCCUGCGCUGCUGCCACAGGAGGCUGUAACAGCACUCGUGUUUUUGGCACGUAAUCAAGAACACUUUUUUUCUUCUUUUCAAAGAGUUUGGACCUUUGCUUAACUUACAUGUUGCUGGUUUUCAUUCAAAUGUAGAACGAAUUUUUAAAAGACUAGCAAACGUGAACAAAAGGUCGUUUCCAUUCACUGCUGCUCUAAGGAGUUCACUGGUUGGUCAGAUAAAGAGCCUCCUGUCCUUAAACCACAGCAGAGGAAGAAAUGGCAUCUCCAUUCCCAGCUCAAAUGACAUGACCUGUUAUAAACUUCCUUUUUGGACCUUUUGAUUUUUAAGUAGUAAUUCACCCACCUACUUUCUGCUGCUUCUCCAUGUUGUGUUUAAUGAGUCAUGGCUGAUAUAAAAAGAGAAAUGCUUUCUAGGCUGUAGUUAAUGCUUCUCUUUAUUAACGAGACAAUAAAAAUAAGAAAAGAAUAUGGUGUAAUUACUGCUAGGAAAAACAAGUGUAAGGCUGUAAACAUGUUUGCUGUAAAGUUGGACAUUUUAACAUGGGAGUAUAUGACUCACUAUUGAAACCUCCGGUGGACAUUAGGAAAACUGCAGGUUUUGCACUUCCUAAUUUGGCUGCUUGGUGGAAACCAAAAGUUAAAGCAGGUGAACAAGCAUGUUGUUUGUAGCUUAAAGUGUAGAGGACCGAGAAUCAAACCCUGAGGAACACCUUGAGCACUUCCCAACACUUUAAAUGCAGAAAUGACGACCUGUGAGCUUUAAGAUUUGGGUCACUGAGCACCUGUAGUGGAUGAAGUCUGUGACUGGUGCCUCUAAACCAAACCCCCUUUCUACCCUCCACAUCACACCCCCACUUUUUCUUCAAACU
Molecule: messenger RNA, 2124 nt
Organism: Archocentrus centrarchus (flier cichlid)
Lineage: Eukaryota; Metazoa; Chordata; Actinopteri; Cichliformes; Cichlidae
Gene: chrm4b
Product: cholinergic receptor, muscarinic 4b
Biological process (GO): chemical synaptic transmission; G protein-coupled receptor signaling pathway, coupled to cyclic nucleotide second messenger; adenylate cyclase-inhibiting G protein-coupled acetylcholine receptor signaling pathway
Cellular component (GO): synapse; dendrite; plasma membrane
Molecular function (GO): G protein-coupled acetylcholine receptor activity; G protein-coupled serotonin receptor activity
Source: RefSeq, a predicted model, not a curated record